Saccostrea cuccullata (small rock oyster) is the source of this 1256-nucleotide messenger RNA. RefSeq lists its product as uncharacterized. The record is from RefSeq and is a predicted model, not a curated record. The coding region runs from base 313 to 903 and encodes 196 amino acids. The transcript is spliced from 6 exons. NCBI's taxonomy places the organism in Eukaryota, Metazoa, Mollusca, Bivalvia, Ostreida, Ostreidae.
AACAAGUGAUAGGUAGAAGUGUCAGCGUGUUGAAUUAGUUUAACUCUACGGGUAGGAUUUUUGUUUUAAUUUAAUUUAAUUUACGUUUAUCUAUCCUUCUUGUCGUUUAAGUCGAAAUGGGGAUGAGCAUCAAAACACUCUGGCCUUGGAUAUUUCUAGUUAUGACAUCUACGACAGUUUUAAGUGAGCUAACAGUCACAAAACUCUCUUCAAAACGAGAAGAAAUGAAUCUUAUGAAAAAUCUCCUCAGCGUUUUGGAACAACAUAUGAGAGACCAAUCCGUCAAAAUGGAAAUCAUUGGGGGAGAACUUCAUGCAACAAAUGAAAAAAAUAUCGAAUGACAAAAAUAAACAACUACACGAAACUAUUUUAAAGCUUGAAGUAAAUCAACAGUUCUUCAAGGAAAAACUAAGUGAACUUGAAGGUGAAAGAACAGAAAUCACAAGUAAUAUAACAAGUAUAACAGUCGAAAACGAAAUGCAAAAUACAACCAUUUUACAACAAGAAGUAAAACAGCAGUCGUUGGAGGGAAAAUUGACCGAUCUUGAAGCUAAAUACAUGCAAAGCGUAAAUAACAUAACAAGUAUUGGAUUGCAAUACGAAAGACGGGAUGCAACCAUUUCAAAAUUUGAGGUAAAGCAACAAUCCUUGGAGAAAAAAUUGAAUAAUCUUGAAAACAAAAUGGUCCAAUGUACCAGUAUGAUUUCAAAAAUAGAGAAGAAACAAAAUCUUCAACACAGUACCUUGCAGCGCUAUCAAACAAAGCUGGAGAUACUUGAAAAAAAAAAAACUGAAAACAUCGCUUUUACCGCUCAAACAUUCUACAAGAAAGCUAUUAGUGACAUAAAGAAGCAUAAAAAAAAAUUUCGGACAUAUAAUCUCAAAUCAAGGAAAUGCUUAUGACCAAAACACCGGGGUAUUUCAGUGUCCAAAGAAUGGAAUAUAUGUAUUUUUCUAUAAUAUCUUCGCUGAGAAGGACAAGUUUGCUUUGAUUAAGUUGACCAAGAAUGGCUCUACUUAUCAAGCUAUUACAUUCUCUAGGAACGAAGAAAAUGGCAGCUCUUUUGUAGUAUUAUCUUUGGUAAAAGGAGACAAGGUCUGGCUUAGGGCAAGUAAAGAUUGCUCGACUGGGGAAGUGUUGAAACACCAAGCAAAUACAUUUUCUGGGCUUCUUUUGCAUGCCCUUUAGAUUAGGUAGCAAGUAAUGUUUUUUUAAAUUUCAACUUUUAUUUUUCGAAUGAAUGGUGUUAUACGUA